AUGUUGAGGGCACUCCGCGGAGCAGCGGACCUACUAUCGACGGCUCUUUACAAGAAUGAAAUGAUGAUGAGUAGAAGAUAUUUAUCAACUCCAGCUCCUGAACCUGCAAAACCAUCAUCUGAAGAGACUACGGAAUCCACGGAACCGGCAACAUCUGUAGAAGAUGCUGGAGAACCUAUGAAAGAGAAACGAAUCACUCAACCAUAUUCUAGCGAGGCGCUUACAAAAUUGAAACUUGAUCAGUAUCCAUUAUACGUGGAGAGAGAAUGGUGGAAAACCGGAAAACGAAUGACAUUCUGGGCGAGUUGGCGUCAGUUGAGAGAUGUCAAACGACGUGAGCAGAUUCAGGAAGUCGGCGCGGAUCGUAUGCGUCUAAAAGCUAUCAAAUUCAACACAAUUCUCCCGCAAGCGAUUCGUGACGAAGCAGCCGAGAAAAUGCAAAAAGCUCGAAAAUACGAUCAUCCUCGUCUGAUUCUCAAUAUGUGCCAGUUCACAGGACGACAACGUGGAAAGAUAAAGCCAUACAGAUUGAGUAGACACUUGUUCCGUCGAUUUGCAGAUAGAUCAGCUCUCAGUGGAGUCCAAAGAGCCAUGUGGUAGUGUGAGAUAGGAGUUGUAGUUUUAGAUUUAUUUGUUUUCUAUUUUUGAUUUCUUCUUCGUUUUGAACACUUCUUUUGUUAUCGAUGCUCUUAAUGAAUUAUUUUUGUUUUAUUGUGAUAUAGAUUAUGAUAUCUCUG
Molecule: messenger RNA, 737 nt
Organism: Caenorhabditis elegans
Lineage: Eukaryota; Metazoa; Nematoda; Chromadorea; Rhabditida; Rhabditidae
Gene: mrps-14
Product: Small ribosomal subunit protein uS14m
Biological process (GO): translation
Cellular component (GO): mitochondrion; ribosome
Molecular function (GO): structural constituent of ribosome
Source: RefSeq, marked reviewed